Messenger RNA from Saccharomyces mikatae IFO 1815, 1770 nucleotides. It is a transcript of the gene CEF1, whose product is annotated as Cef1p. Gene Ontology annotation, biological process: mRNA splicing, via spliceosome. The record is from RefSeq and is a predicted model, not a curated record. NCBI's taxonomy places the organism in Eukaryota, Fungi, Ascomycota, Saccharomycetes, Saccharomycetales, Saccharomycetaceae. The transcript has a single exon. Gene Ontology annotation, cellular component: Prp19 complex; spliceosomal complex. The coding region runs from base 1 to 1770 and encodes 589 amino acids.
AUGGCUCCGAUACCAAUAUAUGUGAAAGGGGGUGUAUGGACGAAUGUGGAAGACCAGAUCCUUAAGGCAGCUGUGCAAAAAUAUGGAACCCAUCAGUGGAGUAAAGUAGCAUCCCUUUUGCAGAAGAAGACUGCCAGGCAGAGUGAAUUAAGAUGGAAUGAAUAUUUAAAUCCACAUUUGAACUUUACAGAGUUUUCCAAGCAAGACGACGCCAAGCUUUUGGAUCUCGCAAGAGAGCUACCUAAUCAAUGGAGAAGCAUUGCUGAUAUGAUGGACAGGCCUGCACAGGUCUGCAUCGAAAGAUAUCAUAAGCUCUUAGAAGGUGAAGAGGGCGGUGAAAACUUAUUAGACACUGCAUCUACGGACCUGAAAGUCGGAGACAUUAAUCCUAACGCAGAAACUCAAAGUACACGCCCAGAUAAUGGUGAUUUGGAAGACGAGGAAAAGGAAAUGCUUGCUGAGGCCAGGGCUCGCCUACUAAAUACCCAAGGUAAGAAGGCCACGAGAAAGAUUAGAGAGCGCAUGCUUGAAGAAUCAAAACGCAUUGCUGAGCUACAAAAAAGACGAGAACUGAAACAGGCUGGAAUAAAUGUCGCCAUUAAGAAACCAAAGAGAAAGUAUGGCACCGACAUCGAUUACAAUGAAGAUGUAGUAUAUGAGCAAGCUCCCAUGCCCGGUAUAUAUGACACCUCAACGGAAGACCGCGAGAUAAAGAAGAAAUUUGAGCAGUUUGAGAGAAAAGUCAACAGAAAAGGUCUAGAUAGUGAUGAAGGCAAGCAAAGUAAAAAAUCUAGAGAAAGGAAAAGAAAACACGAUGACAAGGGGGUUUUCGAGACAGCAGCACUAAAUGAAUCUAAUGUCUUGACUGAUGAAUAUAAAAAACCCAAACUUGUACUAUCUGCCCCGGGAACGAAACAGGGGAGGACAACAUAUAAAAAUGAGCUAGAAAGCAAAAAGCAAAAACUUAUCCAGGCACAAGAAACGGGUGCUGUGUUGACGCCAAAGGUACUACUUCCCUACGAACCGGCACAAGAUGACAAUGAACAUGAUAACGUAAAGAGUGAAAAGCAGGCGCAAUCACGCACACGAAAGUUUUUAUUGCAAAUGUUUGCAUCUUUGCCCACUCCAAGGAACGAUUUUGAGAUUGUAAUGAGUGAAGACGAGGGAGAGGAAGAUGCAGAAAUCGCCGCAUACCAAAAAGAAAUGGAAAAUGACAGGCUAAUGAAUGAGGAAGAUAAAGUCAUAAAACCCAUGUCCCAAGAAAAUACACCGAUUGUGACGUUGAUAGCCAUAGCUCCACCAUGCACGACACUACCUAUACCAGAGUUCAUAACCCACCCGCAGUCGGCAAUCGACGAUAAAUACAAUUUACUAGUCGCUAAUGCCAUAAAUAAGGAACCUCACAUGGAACCACAAGCCAUUGUCGAUUCCUUAAAGCAAGUGGAAUCGCGCAUGCUGAAUAUAGCUCAAAAGGAAGCGCCUGCGACAGUGCAGCUUAAACUAUCAAUGCCUCCAAGCGACGUCAUUCUGGAAUCAAUUCAGUCAAAAGUAGAGUCAAUUGAACAGUUACAGAGUAGGUUGCAACAUGUGCAGCCACAGGAACAACAGAAUAACGAGUUGUGCGCAACGCUUUGCCAUCACGAUCUGCCCGCUUUAAUUGAGGGGCAACAUGAGUACUACACCGGCUAUUACGCCUACCAGCAGGAGUUGCGAGCGCUCGAGCAUCAGAGAAAACGCCUUCAGGACAUCCUGAAUUCUCCUACCAUAUAG